Boeremia exigua is the source of this 1859-nucleotide messenger RNA. RefSeq names its product mate-domain-containing protein. The transcript has a single exon. Gene Ontology annotation, molecular function: antiporter activity; xenobiotic transmembrane transporter activity. The record is from RefSeq and is a predicted model, not a curated record. Gene Ontology annotation, biological process: xenobiotic detoxification by transmembrane export across the plasma membrane. Lineage: Eukaryota; Fungi; Ascomycota; Dothideomycetes; Pleosporales; Didymellaceae. Gene Ontology annotation, cellular component: membrane. The coding region runs from base 112 to 1839 and encodes 575 amino acids.
ACCCUCAGCCUCCUUACGGGAAAACAACAACAGCUCAAGCAGGCGGGCGGAGAAAUGGGCGCUCGCUAACCCACCACACCUUACCGCAAGUUUCUUAGAUCUGCUGUCGCAAUGCACCGAGGUGGGCCUUGUCCCGGCAGUGGUGCGCCUAGAGCCCAACGCGCACCUCCAUCACCAGACUCGUGUGCCGCGUCCGACAUCGAGACGCAUCUAAAAAACGAAGCCGUCUGCAAUGAAUAUUACACCGACAUCUCCAGUCUAGCACUCAACUUUGUGCCUUGUCCGUUUGUCUCCAGUUGCCCUAGCAUUGGCAAGUCGAAAAAGAAGAGGAAGAAGAUGGACUCGAGUGCGGGGCCGAGGCGGUUCUCCACAAGCGGCGAGGAAAGAGUUGGAUUGUUGUCCGAGGCCAGGAAGUUGAGCCAGCAGUACGGCACCCUGCCCGAUGCGAGUGAGUUGGAAAGGCUCGUCAGCCCCAAUGGAACAGUCGAGUUGCAUACGACUGCAGGCACAGAGGCCAGGAUCUUGUUCAAGAGCAGUAUCCCGCUGAUGCUCACGUACUUGCUACAGUACAACUUCAGCCUGGUGACAAUCUUCGUGGUGGGCCACAUUGGGACGGACGAACUGGGUGCCGUGAGUCUGGCCAGCAUGACAGCCAACAUCACGGGAUUGGCGGUGUAUGAAGGGUUGGCGACGAGCCUAGACACGCUGUGCGCGCAGGCGUAUGGGAGUGGGAGGAAGACACUAGUGGGCCUGCACCUGCAGCGCAUGUGUAUGUUCAUGUUGCUGGUGACCGUCCCUAUUGGAGCCCUCUGGUUGACCUCGGGAUGGAUUCUCGCAGCUCUGGUUCCUGAGAAAGAGUUGGCACAUCUUGCGGGGAAGUACUUGUCGCUCCUCCUCUUAGGCGCCCCGGGCUACGCCAUCUUUGAAGCUGGUAAACGCUUCACGCAAGCCCAAGGCCUCUUCAAUGCCUCUCUUUUUGUGCUCCUCAUUGCAACACCCAUCAAUAUCGUCCUCAACUACGUCUUCGUCUUCGUGCUGGACUGGGAUCUGACUGGCGCAGCCCUCGCAACUGUUGUAUCCAACAACCUCCUUCCCUUGUUGCUCUGGGUCUACGUCUACUUCAUCAAUCCCUCGUCGCUCGAAUGCUGGGGCGGCUUUUCGAAGGCCGCCUUUUCAAACUGGGGCCCGAUGGCCAAACUUGCCGUUCCCGGUAUCGUCAUGGUUGAGACGGAAUGGCUGGCAUUUGACAUCCUGACGUUCUCAUCUUCCUAUCUUUCCACUGCGCAUCUCGCCGCGCAGAGCAUCGUCAUGACCAUGGCUGUAUCGAUCUACCACAUCCCCUUCGCCGUCGGCGUCGCCGUCUCCACACGCCUGGGCAACCUGAUUGGCGCCGGCAGCCUCAGGGCAGCGCGGAUAGCAACGAAAUGCUACAUCCUGACCUUCCUCGCCAUCGGCAUUAUCGACUGUAUUGUCCUCGCGGCCUGCAAGAAUGUGCUGCCCAAGGCUUUCACCACAGACCCCGAGGUCCGGGAAAUUGUCUCCACGGUCUUGCCACUGCUAGCAGUCUUCCAGUUCUGCGACUCGACGACGGCGCUGGUCAACGCGCUGUUGCGGGGCUUGGGCAAGCAGGCGAUUGGCGGUUGGUGUAAUCUUUUCGUGUACUACGUUAUCGCGGUGCCCUUGGCGCUGGCGUUGUGUUUUCCCGCCGACUGGAAAUUGCUGGGCUUGUGGACGGGAUGUGCAGUAGGAAGCAGCUGUAUUAGCAUUACAGAAGGCAUAUACAUCAAGUUCUACAAUUGGGAGCAUGCGAUUGAAGAGGCUAGGGGAAGGGAGGAGUAAGGGAGUUUCUUUUGUUGUGG